Venustampulla echinocandica is the source of this 8685-nucleotide messenger RNA. Its product is annotated as Protein kinase-like (PK-like). Bases 1 to 8685 code for a protein of 2894 amino acids. The transcript is spliced from 11 exons. NCBI's taxonomy places the organism in Eukaryota, Fungi, Ascomycota, Leotiomycetes, Helotiales, Pleuroascaceae. Gene Ontology annotation, molecular function: protein serine/threonine kinase activity; protein binding. Gene Ontology annotation, biological process: DNA repair. The record is from RefSeq and is a predicted model, not a curated record.
AUGGGCGAGAGCAACGGUGAUAGGGGUGCGAUCCGCCUCGAUUCUGUCCUAGAGACCCUUGAGCGUGGAGGAGAGAAGAGGGAGAGGACCGAAGGACUGAAGGCUCAAGAUUUGAAGAUAAUACUUGAUCCUCGGAAGGCAGCCAACCUUGGCGUUCUCGACGACAGAUCAUGGCACAAGAUAUUCGAGGUCCUUUUCAAGGUUGCCCUUUCCGAAAAACAUAUAUUCCUUGCAGCCAAGAAAACAAUCAGAUCUACAGCUGUAUCACGGUUAACAGCGUGUGCUGAUUUGGUCCGCCUCGGCAUCAAGGCUGCUGCACCGAAGCUGAAGGUUAAGACCGUUGCGGCGGUUAUUGAUCAUAUUAUCCAAACGCUACCAAACGCAAAUGGCGAAUACUGUCAGCCUCUCAUUGAGAAUUACCUCAAAGCUCUAAGUGCGGUCCUAGAGCAUCAGGCCAAUGUCGAGCGUUUGAGAGAGGAUACCUGGACCGACGCGGUCGACUUCUGCCUGGUGGGUAUCAAUCGAUACCUCGAUAGCACUCACGGAGAGGUCUCUGGGUUACCACGCAGCUCCUCUGGCCUUAGAUCGAGCCAUGUAUCCCGCCCUUUGGCAAGGUCUGCUUCAACUGAUGUCAACCCUCAUAAUUCUAGAACUCUAUCUAGACCAAAUGUAGAGGAUAUUCUGCAAUCUCUCCACUCACUCGUUGCUGUCCCGAAUGCACCGCUUUCUGAAAGAUUUCAAGCAAUUACAGACGCUGCUGUUCGGCUCUUACAGUCCCAAGGAUCCAGCUCCGUUGCCCAGGAUGUGAUCCCGAUUAUCUGCCGCUUCUGGCAAGGCAAGACCGUGGCAAAGGAUGAGAUGCUGAACUCUGUGAGGGAUGAGAUGCUGGUAUUCCUUUUUAUCAUCCAUCUUCAUCUGGAGCGCAGUAUAAGAGAUGGGGAAGAUGGUGUAUUAGCGAUGCUAGAGGAUCUAUCAGAUGUCUUAAGGUUAGAUUAUGCAAGGCGAAGUGGUCGGGACCAACUUCAGUUGGACGAUCUCGACAUGAUCGAUUGCGGUGCAAGUGCAAGCGACACCGCCCCGUUCAGUCUUAAUGCCUUUCGGCUCAAGUCGCAUCACAUUCGUGGCGAGCGAAAUUGGGCUAAUCUUCAGGCUAUUGGAAUUCUGGAGCGGCUCAUUAGCCUUGGCCGUGAUGGGGAAAAGUCUAGAUUUGAAGUUGCUGGCCAUGAUCACGAUAGGCAUCCCCGUAAGCGCCAACGAAUUGCCCAACCCCAUGAUAGGAUUAUCGAACCUUUGAAAUCAGAAGACGAAAGGUUGCGGUUAGCAGGGUUGCAAAGUUUGCCAUUCAUCUUGGCCGAUUUUGAGCUACAUGCGUUAGGUCUGGAAGAAAUCCUCGGUCAACUACAAAUUUGUGCGUCUGAUAAACGAGGCUGCACAUUCCAGAAAGCUGGAAUCGAAACCGGCUCUCGGCAUUGGUUACCACUUUGGCAAAUCGGCUCCAGGUCUCUAACCUUUUCUACAACAUGCCGUGCUGCUGCCCUCCAACUUCAUGCAAUUCUAGCCAAAGGGCUUUUACAUUACCAAGACGUCGGUGAAGAUGUGAGCGCUAUGGUCAAUGUAGCUGAUAUCAACGGUCCGACCAGGAUUUCCGAGGUACCAAGUGCGAGCCUUGUGACGUCUCAGCAUGCAAUUCGAUGGUUGUGUUCUAGAUGGAAUCCAGUUGACAGGGAGUUUGCUGCGCACUAUGCCUUACAUAUAUACCCGUAUCAAAUUAUAAACUUAUUCCGGACGGGCCUUGGUUUACACAGAUGGACUAUGCCUUCAGGAUCUAAUUUACCACUGGGUCGCCUUGCACAAACUUGGCAACACCACUUAGACUCUCAGGGUGUCGUGAGAUAUUUACUUCUCUUGGAAAACCUAUGUAUAUCUCCCAGGGACCCCUGCUCUUCAUGCCCAAAGGAUGCAAAGUCUGGCACCACCACAUUUAUUCUCGAUACUGCUCAUUUCAAUUCUAUUCGAAGGUUAAUUUUGGAAAUCCUCCAACCAAAGUGCCGCGAGCUUUACCAAAGCUGGGAAACCUACAAUGUGGACCAUCUCACGCCUGUCUCUGCCGAUACUUUCCGCUGUGCUGUGUACAGCUGUAUCACCAUGUUACUUGUGAUGCCUCAUUUCUCGCAGGAGGGUCUGCCACAGCUACAUGACUUCGACGAUUGGCAGCAACACUUCUCAAGGGAACUGAUGGCUUUUCUUAACGCCACUGAUGCUAGGGAUCCUGACGGGGCUCGAAGUCUCGCUGAGACCCUUAUUCAAUGUAUUCAGCCCUAUUUACCCUCAUGCCGGUCCAAGGAGUUAUCGCAAUUUUCAAAGAUCAGCCCCCACCUACUUAGCUUCUUUGUUAAAAUCGCAGAGGAUUUCAAUAAGCGACGGUCAUUCUUCGCACCGCUACCCUCGAACCCUGACAACGAUGCGAUGGAUGUCGAUGAUGACUUCGAUGACUUUUCCACUCAGCAUAGCCAUACUAGAGCUGAUAGGCAGAAGUGGAUGGUGCCGAGACAAGUUCUUGCUCUUGAUGCGUCGCCAGCGUCAUUCAAUUUUGUGGUUUACGCACGCUUACUACUGGUCGCUGCCAUCGAAGUGACACCAGAAUACACCCAGUUUUUGCCGACGAUCUUCGUUGACCAAAUAGUUGCCCUAUCAGACGAGGAACUAUUAUUGGGCCGCUCGUUUCUCCGCGAAGUCGUUCAUUCCGACCUUGCUAUCGACAUCGCAGAUGCAACUCGGCUCAUGAAUCGAGUUAUAGAUAUUCUUGAGGCCCACGAGUUUGAUCGCUGCGAAGUUACAUUAGUGCUGUCCCUUGAUCUUCUCGUCGGUCUAGGCCAAAUAUGGGCAGCGAACGAUGCGCCUAACGACUUGGCAGAGUAUGCUUCGGGGAUAUACCAAUGGUUCAUUGACAAAGCCUUGAAAAAUAUGAUUGUCUCCCCAGAAGUACAAAAGGGCGUUGUGUCCCUGCUGCUACUUCUCAUCCGAAUCGAGCCUGAGUACGGGAUCGAUCUUUCUCUACCAUCGGCCCGGUCCAGUCUUUUCAACCUCCUACAAAAAGGCAAUGCUUCUGUCAAAUUUUGCAUUGGAAACCAGCUCCCCGGUAUAUUCCACCUAUUUUUACUUGAUGACCACGACAGCAUAUUCCUAGAUAUCCUCGAUAAACUACCUUCGGAUCCCGAGUGGAUAGAGGGCAUAUCCUUCCGAUUAUUUUCUCUAGCAAGGUUAGCGUCGGAGUGGCCCACCUUGUUGCGGCGUUGCAUAUACCAUAUUUUCGAGGUCCCUGGAAAACUACCAGAAUGUAUAAAGUAUGCCACAGAAUGCCUCUCGGACGUUUCGAUUGCGCUGAAACUAGAUACCGCCAAAGAGCUCUUCGCAUUGUUUGCCCCUCAGCUUCUAUACACCUGGCUCGAGCUCGGGGACAUUGAGAACAUUCCGUUUCAGAUAUUUGGCUUCUCUAGCCUUAAAGACCUUAUCUUGGAUGUGCAAGAUGAGGCAAUAGGUUUAAUGAUAAUGCGUGACCAAGAUAACGCUGUUGAGGAAGUCGCCCGGAUCCUCGGCAAAAAGGAGGAUGUUCUUCUAAAAAGUUCCUUUGCCAAAGUCAUGGCAUAUACCGUUGCUCAUGAUACUAGCGUACCUGCUCUUAGCGAUGGAAAGAAACAUAUCACCGGGGAAGCUCGUGUUAAAAAGCGGCUUGGGCAGGAACAGUUCUUUCAAUGUCUCAACCUCCAUUUUGCGGAUAUCAUUGCCAUCUUAUUCAACAUAAGCGAUCCACAAGACAACUUAGACAAAUACCUUAUGAAAAAGGAGGAACUUGUCUACGCAGGAAAGAUUAUGACAAAAAUCAAGUCUCUAAGCUCCUCUCGUACGAAUCUACCCCCAAUGCAGCAGCCAACAUUCAGGGCCAGGUAUUUAGCCGCUCAGAUCGCCCACCUAUGUACGCGGACAGAGUUUGAAAGUGCCGAAAUCUAUACCCCAGCUCUGGUAACCUCAAUCGCCAGAAAACUAUCCAUCACCAUCCACCCUUCCCUAGGAUCACUGCAUGCUUGUUCGGUCCUUCGAAAACUCCGGACUCUGAUUUGUCUAGCCGGCAGUUCUGCGACGACUGGUUACCCUCUAGAAAUGCUUCUGCAGAUAUUCCGUCCCUUCAUAAAUGAUCCGCAAUGCGCGGAUGAUGCUAUUGGCAUUACCCAGUAUCUCCUCAUGUCCGGUUCCCAAUACCUUACACAAGCGCCCUCAUUUGUUGCGGGUAUCGCGUUAGCGAUUCUUGGGUCAUUGCGAGCAUUUCUAAAGGCGGGUCGGGCGAGUAGCACCCAAGAAAGCCAACAUACGAGUACAGUCUCCAGAGUUCAGGCAUUCCACAAAUGGUUUGGGGCAUAUCUUGCAAACUAUAAUACACCAGAACUGAGCAACCAUUCACAGGCGUAUUUUCGGGCUCUACUGAAAUCUGGCUAUGUCACUGAGUGGACCGGGAAUGCUGAUUUAGGGACGCCUGAGAGUGAGCUCUUAAUUCAGCUUUUACAAGAUGACCGGACGAAUGAAAACCUCUUGAGCCGACCGUCUCGGGAACUUACGCUAGAUAUGUUGUGUUCAGAAUUUCAACCUCCAGCCUCGUUCCGUACGGAUAUUCUAGGUGAAGACGAGUCUGCAGCCGCAAAUGCAGUGGUGGUCUGGAAGUCUUGCCGAGGGGAUAGAGCCAGUAAGGAAUAUCUUUCUUGGGCAGCAAGAGUCGUGGGUCGAGCUUUUAUAGCAUCUGGACACAUAGACCAAGAUCUCCUGCGCGAAUCUACCUUGGCCCGAAUCAAGCAACUAUCAACAUCAGCCAGAGAAACAGGAGACUCUCGAUCUUGCGUUCUCAAUAUUUUACAAGAGCUCACCCAAGGCUACGAUAAAUAUAAUGUCGGCCUCGCUGAGGCUGCCUUGCGUUUUGUCAUGACAACAUCUGAUGAUUCCUUGGUAGAAACUGGCCAAAAGUGUCUUACGAACGGCCUCUACUGUGCCUCUAUUUGGGCUCCCUAUCAAGUCCCGCCAUCCGAAAGCCUCUACAACCACCUAGACAAUGACUCUCUCAGCGAUCCAUAUGAUAGCGACGCCAUUUUUCAGGUACACUGGCUACGAAACCUCUCAAUCGCUCUAGCCAUAUCUGUGGAAAAUGAUACUCUGCUACGUGCAGUAGUUCCAGUAUUGAAAGAAGUACCAGGAUUUGCAGAACAGGCCUUUCCAUUUAUUCUCCACCUUGUCUUGUCAAUAAACUUUCGCAGUCAGCGGACUGCUAAGAAGGAUCUCUCAACAGCCUCGGAAACUUGGUUUCAAAAUUGUCAAGGAGGUGAUAAAAAUAACCUGAAAGUGUUAAUCAAUGCUAUUCUCUACCUUCGCACCCAACCAAUUCCAGAUGAAAAUUCGUCUGCUGACCGAUUGCAUUGGCUUAGUAUCAAUUAUAUGAAAGCCGCGACAGCAGCUAUUCACUGUGGGAUGUAUAAAACAGCACUCCUUUUCGUCGAAGAGCAUUGUUCAGCACCAGCGAAAUCAUCUCGUCGUUCAUCGUUUAAGGAGGCUAUCGAUCAAUCUGAUGUGUCACAGGACGUCUUACUUGCUAUCUUCCAAAAUAUCGAUGAUCCAGAUUUGUAUUACGGAGUCCGACAAAAGGCCAACCUCGGUACAAUCUUGGCACGGUUUGAAUAUGAAAAGGAUGGCCCUAAAAGCCUUGCCUUUCGGGGAGCUCAGUUCGACAGUCAUAUAAGAAGGCGAGAUCCCCAAUCGGAGCAUGACGCACAAACCCUAGUGAAAACGCUUGAUGUUCUCAGUCUUAGUGGCCUGUCCCAUUCUAUUUUACAAGCCCAGCAAUCCGUUGGUAUGAGCGCCACAUCCUUAGAGUCUAUGUUUCGUACCGCCCGGAAGCUAGAGCAGUGGGAUAUACCCGUACCGAGUGUUUCUAGUAACAACGCCGUCACGAUAUACAAGGCCUUUCAGACGAUCAAUACAGCUGUGGACCAUGCUACAAUAUGCCAAGCAAUUAAUGAGGGAUUUGACUGUACCAUGAAUAGCUUGGUUCGAGAAGAUCUCGGUGCUAAUGAUCUCCAUGGUGCACUUCAAACUUUAGCAGCGCUAGUCGAGAUGGAUGAAGUAUUUGCUACCAGAGGGUCUCAAGAGAUUGAACAAAUGCUUGCUAGGUUUCAAAGUCGUUCUAGCUGGAUGAAGAUUGGCAGAUUUGAUGAUAUCAGUCAAAUAUUAUCCUGUCGUGCGACAAUGUUAAGCACUCUCAGCCAACAACCUCGUUUGCAAUCACUUAUGAAAAUUGACCCAGUGGACACCCGUCUAGUUGAGGUACAGGCUUCGCUUUUGGCGUCAUCACUCAACCGAGCUCAUAACGCGCUACAAGAAUCACUAUCACUGGCAACUUCCAUGAUGGACCUUAUUACACCUUGUCAUGAACUAUCAUUAAAUGUUGAGGCCGCAGUUCAUGUAGAAGCGGCAAAUGCGUUGUGGGAUCAGGGAGAAGUGACAUCAUCCAUUGGGAUUUUGCAUGCCCUCGACAAUGCAUCUUUUCUCAAGAAACAAGCUAUUCCAGUCGGUCAUUCCGAUCUACUUUCAAAGAUCGGCCAUCAAGUUUCCGUUGCUAGACUUGAAAAAGCGGAUAAGAUCAUUGACAAGUAUCUCAAGCCCGCCCUUAAGGAAUUGAAAGGCAGAGUAACUGGAAGCGAUGCUAGUCAAGUCUUUCAUCAAUUCGCUGUAUUCUGCGACCAACAGCUCCAGGAUCCCGAUAGUAUUGAGGAUUUUGAGCGGCUGAAGAAAUUAAGCAAGGGAAAAAAAGAUGAAGUUGAACAGUGGGAGAAGCUUUUGAAAACAGCAACUUCGAGUACCGAUCGGAACCGGUAUAAGAAUCAGCACAGUAAAGCCAAGACAUGGUACAGGCUCGACGAAGAGGAACUCCAGCGCCAUAUUACUAGCAGUGAAGAGUUCCUACGGCAAAGUCUAGAGAACUAUCUGCUAGCUUUAGCUGCAUCGGAUGAGCAUGACAGUACUGCCCUGCGUUUCUCGGCCCUCUGGUUAGAGCAUGCAGAGGAACCACUUGCGAAUGAUGCGGUUUCGAAGCAUCUAGGUCAAGUACCAAGUCGCAAGUUUGCGCCUCUAAUGAAUCAACUUACAUCUCGCCUACAGGAUUCCUCGGUGAGAUUCCAGAAAUUACUGUUCUCAUUAGUCUUGCGCAUUUCUACGGACCACCCCUACCAUGGCAUGUAUCAAAUAUACUCUGGCGCCAGCAAUCGGCCCAGUUCCAAGGAUGAAGCGGCGAUGUCAAGAAAAGAAGCUGCCAAGAAGGUCGCCAGUCAACUAGCCACAACUGAGCGAGUUAGUUACAUCUGGACAGCAUUAAAUGCUACGAAUAAGCUGUACGGUCUUCUCGCAGGCGAGAAAGAUGACCAGAAGUAUAAAUCUGGGAGGCGAGUCCAGUUGAAGGAUUCCCAAGCGGCCAGUCGUCUCAACGCUCAUUUAGCGAAAUACCGGAUACCUUCCCCAACAAUGCACAUACCUCUUGCCGCAGAUCUUAACUACUCCAAAAUACCGUCAAUGAUCAAGCUUGAGCCUACAAUGUCUAUUGCGUCAGGCGUUAGUGCUCCCAAAAUCAUCACCGCAAUAGCUGACAAUGGUGCCAAAUUCAAGCAAUUGGUGAAAGGAGGCAAUGAUGACUUGCGUCAAGACGCCAUAAUGGAGCAAGUAUUUGAGCAAGUGAGCGAAUUGCUGAAAACUAACCGGUCGACUCGUCAACGGGAUUUAAAGAUCAGAACCUACAAAGUCUUGCCCCUCACUUCGAUUGCCGGGGUAAUCGAAUUUGUGCCGAACACAAUCCCACUCCAUGAGUAUCUUAUGCCUGCCCAUGAAAGAUACUACCCGAAAGGCCUAAAAGGAAAUCAAUGCCGCAAAGAGAUUGGCGAAGUGCAGACCCAAUCAGUUGAUGUGAGGGUCAAGAAGUUCCGUCAGGUGACAGAGCGAUUUCACCCAGUCAUGAGAUAUUUCUUUACGGAGAGAUUUACUGAUCCAGACGAAUGGUUUGUGAAAAGAUUGGCCUACACCAGAAGCACGGCUGCCAUCUCGAUACUCGGUCAUGUGCUCGGCCUUGGAGACAGACAUGGCCACAACAUUCUCUUAGAUGCCCAUAGUGGUGAGGUAGUACACAUCGACCUUGGCGUUGCUUUCGAAAUGGGCCGUGUUCUCCCAGUUCCAGAACUUGUCCCCUUUCGCCUGACGCGGGACAUUAUUGACGGCAUGGGGAUUACCAAAACUGAGGGGGUCUUCCGGCGAUGCUGUGAGUUCACGCUCGAGGCUUUGAGGAAGGAGGCUUACAGCAUCAUGACCAUUCUUGAUGUGCUGCGCUACGAUCCCCUUUACAGCUGGUCAAUCUCUCCUGUUCGCUUGGCAAAACUGCAGGAAGGACAGAGUGCUCUAAAUGCGAAUGUCGAGAAUGCGAAUGCAAAUGCGACGACGAAAGAGGCCGUCAAUGAGCCGGGCGAGGCUGAUCGUGCGCUCACAGUCGUUAAUAAGAAGCUCUCUAAGACGUUGAGCGUUCAGGCUACGGUGAAUGAUCUAAUUAAUCAAGCGAGCGAUGAGAAAAACUUGGCUGUGCUGUAUUCUGGCUGGGCGGCUUAUGCCUAA